This is a messenger RNA of Sorex araneus (European shrew), 3390 nucleotides long. It is a transcript of the gene SCRT2, whose product is annotated as scratch family transcriptional repressor 2. Gene Ontology annotation, molecular function: RNA polymerase II cis-regulatory region sequence-specific DNA binding; DNA-binding transcription factor activity, RNA polymerase II-specific. Gene Ontology annotation, biological process: regulation of DNA-templated transcription. NCBI's taxonomy places the organism in Eukaryota, Metazoa, Chordata, Mammalia, Eulipotyphla, Soricidae. The record is from RefSeq and is a predicted model, not a curated record.
UUUCUCCGUCUCUCUCUAUCUCUGAGCCAUUCUCGCCCUCACUUUCUCCCCUCCUGCCCGCCCCGCUCGCUCCCUCGCUCGCUCGCUGGCUGCGCCGGGGCUGCCCCCACCUCCUGCGCCGGUUCGCGGGGACGCGUGUGCGGAGCGAUUGUCCUGGGGGACGUUUGAUGGAUUAGAGCGCUGAACAGUUCCAUUGCUCGGGGACCACCUGAUCUCCUCCAGCCUGCGUCCCAUAUAAAGCCGGCAGCCCGGGAGCUGCGCACAGCGCCCGCGCCCGCCCGCCUGCGCGCCGCCGCCGCCGCCGCCGCGAGCCCGGAGCCCGGAGCGGGGAGCCCGGAGCGGGGAGCGGGGAGCCCGGAGCCCGAGGCCGCGCCGGGGCCGCCGCCGCCGCCGCCGCCCGCCGGGAGCUGUCCAGUGCUGAAAGCCCGCGCGCCGCGCCGGCCGCACCAUGCCGCGCUCCUUCCUGGUGAAGAAGAUCAAAGGGGACGGCUUCCAGUGCAGCGGGGUGCCGGCCCCCACCUACCACCCCCUGGAGACCGCCUACGUGCUGCCUGGAGCCCGGGGGCCGCCCGGGGACAGCGGCUACGCCCCGCACUGCCUGCCCCCCAGCAGCUACGAUGCAGACCAGAAGCCCGGCCUGGAGCUGGCGCCCGCCGAGCCUGCCUACCCGCCGGCGGCGCCCGAGGAGUACAGCGACCCCGAGAGCCCGCAGUCCAGCCUGUCGGCGCGCUACUUCCGCGGGGAGGCGGCCGUCACCGACAGCUACUCCAUGGACGCCUUCUUCAUCUCCGACGGGCGCUCGCGGCGGCGGCGGGGCGCGGGCGGCGGGGACGCGGCGGGCGCGGGGGACCCCGCGAGCACCGGGGGGCCCCGCGCGGGGCGCACGGGGGCCCCGGCGGGCGGCGGGCACCGGCACGCGUGCGCCGAGUGCGGCAAGACGUACGCCACGUCGUCGAACCUGAGCCGCCACAAGCAGACCCACCGCAGCCUGGACAGCCAGCUGGCGCGCAAGUGCCCAACGUGCGGCAAGGCGUACGUGUCCAUGCCCGCGCUGGCCAUGCACGUGCUCACGCACAACCUGCGCCACAAGUGCGGCGUGUGCGGCAAGGCCUUCUCGCGGCCCUGGCUGCUGCAGGGCCACAUGCGCUCGCACACGGGCGAGAAGCCCUUCGGCUGCGCGCACUGCGGCAAGGCCUUCGCCGACCGCUCCAACCUGCGCGCGCACAUGCAGACGCACUCGGCCUUCAAGCACUACCGCUGUCGCCAGUGCGACAAGAGCUUCGCGCUCAAGUCCUACCUCCACAAGCACUGCGAGGCCGCCUGCGUCAAGGGCGCCGAGCCGCCCCCGCCGCCCCCCGCCGGCCCCGCCAGCUGAGCCUGCAGCCCCGCGUGCCCGCGCCCCGGGUCCCCAACCCCCCCCCACACACAGCGGCGGCGGCGCCCCCCCGCGCCGUCUCCAAGCCCCCAGCUGCGUCUCCCCUGCCCGCGUCCCUCGUGGGGGACCCUCCCCCCCGCAGCCCGGAACUUUGUCGCCAGCCCCUCCCCGCUCCCCAGCCCGGCGCGCCCUGACCCGCAGCGUCCCUUCCGGCUCCCUCCCGAGACUGGCAUCGUGACCACCCCCACCCCGACCCCCAGCCCAGCCCACACCCUCCAGGCUCCCAACUCAGGCACCAGAGCUGGAAUCUUCCACCUACAACCUGCGCCUCUGCUACACGCCAACCCCCACCCACCACCCCCUCCCACCCCCCGCCGCCUGGCUCUUCCCCUUGGCAGAGCGCCGGAUCUUUCUUAUUGUCGCCCCCAAUCUAGGGCCCAGCCUGACCCUUGGCGCUCACGCCUGCCUUGGUUUCCCCAGGCUCAGCAAGACAGAGGCCCCCCGCAGCCCUCGGGCCUCAUUCCAAGCCCGGACCAUCCCUCUGUCCUCCGCUCCCCUGUAUGCGUCUAGGGGUCCCCAGUCUACACCAGUCCCCGCCAUAUCCCCCCCCCACAGAUCCAGCCACUCCACCCCACUCACCUGCGUUCUCCUUUGUCCACGGGUGGGGGGGGCCGGUGCAAAUUCCCAGUGCCCCUCACCCGCUCCAGCAGCCCCCUUCUCUGUGCUGCCCUGGCCUGGCCAGUUCAGGGCCCACUCCGCUCACGCGCACCCCCUCUCGCCCCAGGCCAGCCCUCCCCUGGACAUCCAGCGCCCCGCCCCACCCCCACGCCCUCUCCCCACAUUCUCUGAGCACUUUCCCCUACCCCCAGAACUACAGGUACCCCCGCUUUGUUGGGGGGGAGGUCGGAGGCACCUCGCACACGCCCUUCCCUCUGUCCGGCUGGACCUCUCCCGUUCUUGGUGUAUUUAUUUAUUUAUCUAUUUAUUGUUCUAGUUCAUCUCUUGGCCUCACCCAGGGAACUGUCUGGCUUCCCCAGCGGGACUGGGAGGUCAGGGAGCCAGGCGAGGGGAGGGGCAGCAAAGGCCACGGAGGGCCGGCUCCUCUCCCCCCCUCUCCCCUCCGCCCUCGCGCACCCCACCCCUUCUCGGGAGGGAGGUGAGGGGCCAGGCCCGCCCUCCUCAGAGCCUGAACUCUGGGAAGGAGGCUGGAGGAGGGCCUUGCGCGCGGAGGGUGGGGUGCUACCCCGCUGACUCCCUGGGGGUCCGGCAGGGGCGCCAGGAGGGCGCUUCUUGGGGCAGGUCCCCGUCCUCCUGAGCCUUCUUGCAUGCUCACUCCGGUCCCCGGAGCGAGCCGCUUCCUCUAUUUGUUUCCCCCACGUAUUCCUCUUCUGAGGGACCCCAGGUUCCAGGGACCGACUGAGCCCCGGGCCCCGCUGGGGCCCACGGCCUGCUCCGCCCCCCGGGAGGCGUGCUCACUCCCGGCCACGUCUAUGCAACUCUUCCGUGCAGAGGGGCUCCCGCGGGCCGGCCGACACUACCUCCCCCGCCGCUAGUGCAUGCCCGGGCAGGACCGGGCACAGCCUCCGCGCCCGCGGGCCCGGCCCCUCUGCUUUAAGCACACGCCUCUGCGCCAGGCACUCGACGCCCCGCUCCGGGGGACCCCUCGAGGCCUGGACUCUCCGCCCUCCCCCGCUCUGCGCUUACCCACAAAGCAGGGUGGAGCCCGGCGCAUCUCAGCGCACCUCGGCUGGCCCCCGGCCCCCCCCCCAGGGGAGGGAGGCCCAGGGAUAGGGGGAGGGAGAGGGGGGCCGCAGAAGCAAUUACGGAGGGUGUUGACCCUGUAGAUAGGAACUUCCGACAGCAAUAAUUUUCCAUGCAUGCUACGCCUUUUGGCCAUAUUUUGUAUGAGCGCUAGGCGCUCCCCCCUUCUCCCCGCCCCCCCCCCAACGCCCACCCCCCCCCAUCCCCACCCCUUCCUCACCUCCAGCAGUAUUACUUGUAACGCAAUUCAGGGA